AGCACUGAAACACCAAUGCCUGACAUAGUGCCCACCGAACUAACAUUGACCCCUGUAAGUCUGAACGCCACUACAGUACACAGGAGCACAGCUGCGCCAUCGGCCGAAAGUUCAUCCACCGAAGCGACGUUAUUUGCGAGUACUUCCGGCGCACUCACAGAACAGUCUCUCAACCAAAAUGCACCUGGUGAGUUUCCUGUUUCUGCAGAGACGCCACAAGUUCUGGCUGAAAAUGAUGGCGUAACUACCCACUUUGUUAACGAAAGCAAACCCGGACUCGGCGCAGCGCUGGCAGAAGUUCCGUCAAGGGUCGUAAUCAAUUCAAGUGAAGCAGCACAUGACGUAGCUUCAAUAGAAAACGUGCCGACAAACCAAGGUUUGGCCCCUGAACCAAGUGAAGGUUCGCUGCUCGGCAAAAUUAGCACAAACGCAGGGGCUGCACAAGGAGUCAGUACCGAGGCGCCGUCACUUACGCCCACCUUAGCGGUAACCUAUGAGCCGUCACCUGCACUGAGCUCCAGGGGUACUGAAGCGCCAACAUUGCAAGCAAGUGUGCCUAUUCCCGAGAUCCCACCAGCAGCCAUUAAUGAGCCAUCACCUACACCCAUCUCCACGGCAACCGAUGCACAAAGCUUCGAAGAAAGCGUGUCUACUCAAGAGAGCCCAUCAGCAGGCGUUAAUAAGCCAUCACCUACACUCAGCUCCACGGCCACCGAUGUGCAAGGUUUGCAAGAGAGCGUGCCUACUCCUGAGCGACCACCAGCAGCCAUCACUGAGCCCUCACCUGCACCCAGCUCCAAGGGCACCAAUGCGCAAGGUUUGCAAGAAAGCGUACCUACUCCUGAGAACCCACCAGCAGCCAUCAUUGAGACGUCACCUACAGCCAGCUCCAGGGGUACCGAUGUGCAGGGUUUGCAAGAUAGCGUGCUCACUCCCGAGAGCCCAACCGUGGUGAAGCCGUCCGUUAUUACAAACGCGCAGGCUACAAACGAGACGUCACCAUCAAGCAUGUCUGUGCCAUCAAGCUCUACAAGUGCCCCAUCCACCACGACUGAAAAUCCCCAUGCAGUUACGAUGCAAACCGUCACUGAAACUGUAAAGGAAUUCUCAGGCACAAGAGAACACGCGUCGCCACCUGAUGCAACUGUAGCUACACAAACGUUACCGACUGUGCAUUUACCAAGAAGGCCGCAUGUUACACCGGUGCUCCCUCUAAAGCGACCGCUAUUUCCUGCCCGGCCACCGAGCUUUGCCACCACAGUUGGACACAGAAGGUUACGGCCCUCAGAUCGGGUUAGCACCGAAGGCAACCAGGUCCAGCAAACAACCACUAUGGCACCAGAAACUCAUUCAGACAUAAACAGUGCAAACAUACCCCCCACUAAUGAAAACGAACAACCAAGCCAUCCAGUCAUAGAAACGCCGAAUAUUCAUUUGAGGCGGCCCCACUUUCCGAGGCCCAUAAGUGGUAAUCGCCAUGCCACAUCCAGUGGGAAAGCUCCCGGAAGAGCUUCAGGCAGGCGACGUAAGCCCGGUAGCAGAGGUGGCAAGCGCCGUACCACUACGACACCGUCACCACAAGACACUACAACCGCGGUACCUGUGUUCCUUGAGGAUACCAACGCAGGACCUUCCGGAACGGCACAGUUCGGAGCACGUAUUGGAGCUCGUGUGCCACAGGGCACGCACCAACCUGUGCCAAUGACAGAGCAGCCACCAACAACUUCAGAACCGAUAACCACAGGUAGGGUGCUAAACCGGCCAGCGAAACCUCGCCGCACCAAACGGCCUAAAACACGACCCGUGACAAGACCACCUGGAACCGAAUAUAACGAUGUUCGGUAUGCUUAUAGAGCACCAAAUUUUGCGAGUACUAGAAUCGCUGUCGAUAAGGAAACGGCCUACGAGACGACACACGAAGCUUACAUUACCGACGUUGCCCCCGCUUCUACAACUUAUCGCACGAAGUCGCCUCUUGUUGCCGAAGUGACGCUACCGUCUACAGAAUCGGCUGACAGAAGCGCCAUUUCCACUGUGGAGUACGACGAACCCCUAAGUGAUGAGCCAGAUUCAUCAAACACAGAGGAGCCUGGCCAAGAGGCAUCUCUGCUACCUCACAAUGUCGCAGCGCAAAGCGAGUCAUUGGAGGGGCAGCUAUUACAAAACCAGCACAAUUUAAAUGUUGAUUCGGGUGUUAGCAAGCAAACCGCAGAAGUUACUAGAAUUCCUCAUGUCACAACUGACAGUCUAUUAAGUCCAAACAACGCAGCUACAAUUACCAUUGACAAUGAAGAUUCAGGGGCGCCUGGAACUUCUGGUUCAACCUCUCAGUCAUUUUCCACCUUGUCACCUACAACUUCUUACGGUGCGAAAUUGAACUUGGGGCCCAGUGUUGCGCCAGGGACUUCAGGCGAUGUGGCAAGAGGAGUUAGUCAUGUUGAAUAUAGCGAACCAAUAUUGACCGAUGGUCCGCCAGUUGAAGGUCACAAAGCAGUCACUGAAGGUGCGCAGGCCAUGCCAGUCACUGCAGGGGAAAUCACAAGUCAGUCAGGAAAGGCGGUAACCCAAGCGGGCUUUAGCGGUCCAAGCCUGUCCAGUGGAACGCAAAUCAGUUCCGGUAGUGUCACUGAUUCAUCCGGUGCGGAUGGGAAAUCCUACUUUACUGGCUAUGACCCACAACAUAAAACAAGGGCACCGACACAGGCUCCUACAGAAGGACCAAGAACCUCGAUUACAGACACUUCAGCAGGACAGCCUACGAGCGCACCAACGGCAAAUGAAGAAUUCUUCCCCUUGACUCCCGAGCUCGACAUAUCCAGAAUCACCACCACUACGACGCCGAAGCCAACGCAACCACCGACGACACAGAAGCCGUAUUAUCCGCCUCUUCCAAAUCAGCCAGCUAAUCCAGUGGCCGUAUUUUUGGUCGGCGAGCCCGGGCAGGAACAAGGGAACACCUCGGCUCAGAAAACCGUGCCCGAAACAAAAACUUCUCAAGAUAAAGUUGUUUCUGAGAACUCUAGCAGCGGAGGCCUUCUCCAAGGUCCACAACCAUCCGAAACAUCUAAGAUUUCUGAAGUUCCCCAAUACUCCACGACAAAGAGACCAGAACUGGCCGUUCCUCCGAGUUUCCUUAUUCCAAGUAACCCUCCUCAAUCACAGGCAGCUGUCUAUGGACAGACUAGAAAGCCGGGUCAGUUAACGCAACCAAACCCCGCAGCAGUAGCCACAUAUGCUACAAGUACUGAUUCUCUGGCCGGAACGAGUGUAAACAGAGACCAGCAGAACACUGCCGUGUCUUACAGCGCUCAGACAAGUCGCGCCCCAUACACAACAGUUAGGCCUCAGUCAACAAACACUGGUGCACCUACUUCAGAAACAUCAGUGAGCGGAUUGUCCACCCCUCUACAAGGCAACGCCGCACCCCCUGAAACAAGGCCAAGGCUUCCUCCCUCUGCCUUCUCUCAACACCCAAGCUCUUUUUCAAAUGUUUCUCCUAAUGGUCCUUCGAACACACACACGAUAGGGACAUUGGCAAAGCAGCCAAGCGCUGAAGGUGUUCCGCCGAACACCGGUGUCAGUACCAAGCCGCAAUCUCACCCAUCAGCAUCUACAACGAAGUACCCCAUUUCGUCAACCAAUAGACCUCGCGUACCGCCAUCAUAUGUUCCACAGCCUGCUUUCUUGGAACCUCUAGGCCUCCAAGUUCAACCAUUUAUUGUCAGUCAAGUUCACCCAAAUGCACAAAGUUCACAGCCUCAAAAGCAGACAAGCUAUUUUCAGUCAUUGGGCCUAGAGCUAAGCAAAUAUCAACUUCCUGCGCUUCAGCUACCAGCUGGGCCAACACAGAAUAGAGACACGGCUACCGCAAAGACACAAGCUCAAAGUGUGCAAGGCUCGCGCGUGUCCGCUGGACAAACACAGCAAACUGCCACAUCUGGCGCUGCCACAGGACCCAGCAGGCCCACGUAUAAUGAUGGUGCGCCAAUUAGACCAAACCUAAACCAAGCAAAGCGGCGACCGAAUGUAUCACAAGGGCCCCAGACACAACCGGCAUAUAUACAGUCCUUGGGACUGCAAGUUCCUUAUUUACCGGAAGCGCAAGGUCACACAGUAAGCAAUGCAGCCGCCUCUCCACGCUUGCCUCAGUUAGGAGUACUGGUGCCACAAAUUACUCAGCCUGCUCUCUCCAAGCCUACGGUACCGCAACGCCCGCAGGUCGCAGCUGCAAAGAGCCAACCACAGACACCACAGACAUUUGUUUCUGGCCAGACAGCUGGAAGGAUUCCACUCAGAGGCGCUGGUCAGUAUGUUGUGGGGCAACCUGUCCGUCAAAAUAAACCUGGACCUGGCUCCGCCCCCGCAAGGAUUGUUCCCAGUGUUGCACAAGCACAGAGUUUCGUUGCACCAAAAGCACCACAAGCCAAACCCGGUGCUCGAAGACCGCCUGUUGCCCCCACUCCUUCUCGGGCUAGCAAACCGUCAGAAGCUUCACCAAUCGCUCAGCAGCCUAGGCCAAUCAGCGUUCCUCAAGGGCAGGCUGCUCAGAGGCCACACAUAGGACAGGCCCACACACGUAUAUAUUUCUCUCCACCAGUCCCCACGAAUAAGAAUGGAUUAAAGCAACCUCCGCUGCCGGUUGCUCCUUUCUUCUUGAGCAUUCGACACGAUCAAGUUGUCCAAGAGAAUGGACCUUUCCCUGACGUAGGCAAUAUAUUGUCCUUGAAGCAAACUAUUCCUGACGACAUUGUUUUGCCCGCUCAGAAGGCAUCGCAGCCAACCCGAGUAGCCGUGGCGCCCAAAAAGUCAAAUGCCGCUUCUGAAAGGCCUCUCCAGAUUCCACAAACACCGAGGCCUACGCGCGUUCAAGCACAGAAGGCGACGGUUUCUGCGCCCGUUCCAGCGGCGAAGAAACCUUCCCUUUUCCCGAGCUACGCUCCCCAGUCUCAGCAGCCUGGAAUCGUGAGGCAAAUAAUAUUGAGCCCAGCGACAGGGCCUAUACCUUAUCAGCCAAAAUCUGUCGUACCAGCUAGCCAACCACCUACCCAGCAAGGAACUCAAGGUGUGUACAAAGUCAGCACGUACGUACCAGUCGCGUCAGCUUCCUUGCCAGGAAGGCCAGGCCUGACUGCCACAUCAUACGUACCCACAACGCCAGACGGUCAGGUACUAAGGGUAACGUCCGUUGCAAAGCCAGUGCCUUCCACCGUUAACCAGGCUAACAAAAACGGAGUGCAGGGUGCCGUCGUAAGCGCUGCUAGUUCACCAGGCGUUUCUGGAGAGCAAAAGUCUGUUAGCCCGGCAGCCGCUGCACAGACCUCUACCACGGUUCCUGUUGGCGGCGCUCAAGUUCAGGGCGGGUCCGCUGCAAACGUUCUCCUUCCGCAAGGUCUCGUGCAAGCACCCCAGCAACAGGUCGUGCAAGUAACUUCAUAUACACCACAGGGUAGCCCACAGUUCCAGCAAACACAGCCUACCUACGUACAGCAAGUCCCUGCACAGCAGGCUUACACCAGAGGUCAACAACCCGGUCUCGGAUUACAAGUGCCCGUAUUUUACGCUGCCGGCCCACUGCCGUCGGGACAAGUACAGUACCACCCGAGUGCAGCCGGUCUCAUCAGGCAGUAUUCGCCGCAACAGUUCCAAACCGUGUACGCUGUACCACGAAAUGUGAGGACGUCUGGAGCCAGCGCUUUAAGGGCGUCGCAACCCGUUUACGUGGCCCGUGGAAACCCCGCUUUACAAGCCGCGGUCGCCGGGACAGGAAAGGCGCCGGGCUUCGCACCGAUAGUGUACGCCAGGCCUCCCGUGACACUGGUCGAGAGGAGACCGUACUACGCCUUUCAACAGCCUGUAUAUGUGGCGGCAUCUCCGCAACAGCCAGCUCAAGGCGCGCCUACGCUAACAGGUGCUGGCAACCAGCUUCAGCAACCUCUGACUCUGAGCGUUGGCUAGAAACGCGCUGUUGGUCCUAGGUUAAACCUAUUUAAAGCGUCCUGCUGAGGAUAGUCCUUGGUCCGAAGAGGACCGUGAUCGAGGGCUGCGCAUACAAGUGAAAGAAUUCCGCCAAUGUGGAGUAGCAAGUACGGCUUACUUCAACGACCGUUAGUUUCGGAAGUGACCUGUUUCUCGAAAGAGCGUGACCGUCCAAUGGUCAGUGCCUGGAAAACUGGCUGCCUGGCAUGUUCAAGUCGCGUUUCAAGGCAUGUAUUUAAAUAGAGCUGUGAAAGAAUCCGGAUGCGGUAGCGAAUAAACAUAACUGCACGGCUCAACGUCAAUAGCAGCUUACUAUACAAAAAGAAUGCUGUUGUUGCUGCACUGUGACUUAAAGAUUGUAUUUAUUUGUGUUCAUGUUGGAGAAUGACGGGCUUUUUUGUUUUUGCGAAAGAGGAGAAAGCACUGGCAGCCUGCUUGCCAUGUUUUCACGUUUCGGCAAAGCGAUGGCAUAUAAAAUGAACAGUACUUCUAAGGAAACAAUGUAGAAUAUGCAAGUUGCUUUGGGUUAUUUUACUCACGUUGUAACUCGAAGAUUAUAAUUAUUCGACAUUCUUGGAACGUCAGAAACAUACAGCACAGAGAUGGUAUAUCUGUGCCUCGUGAACAUAUGCUAAGGACCAACCGGAUUUUCAUAUUUUCGGGUCUAGAAACAUCCACAUACGUAAUUUUUUGGGGCGUCAAAUGGAUGUUCAAAGUGCGAUUGCACAAGAUGCGUUGUUCGUUUUGUGUGCCGCCUUGUUACGUAGUUUUUGUAGCAAUCACCUUGUCACAGUGAAUGUGCUUUGUAAUGAAUUUCGCGAACAAUGUUUUGUCUCGUGCACCGUGGAUGUUUUCGAGCACGAGAGUGUUAAUUAUGUGUGAAUGUAGUCAGUGUGUCGUAAUGUAUGGUUGUGAUUCAUGUUACAAAAUAAAGUUGUUU
This is a messenger RNA of Rhipicephalus sanguineus (brown dog tick), 6916 nucleotides long. Its product is annotated as proline-rich protein 36-like. Bases 16 to 5955 code for a protein of 1979 amino acids. The transcript has a single exon. The record is from RefSeq and is a predicted model, not a curated record. NCBI's taxonomy places the organism in Eukaryota, Metazoa, Arthropoda, Arachnida, Ixodida, Ixodidae.